UUAGUUUAGUAUGGAAAGCAGACAACAAUGGCUUAGCAGGCUGAAAAAUGAACUUAGCAACAGCCCUCUGGUAUCAAAUGUGGCUUUUGGGUUCAUCCUCAUGGGACUAGAGAAGCUCGUGGAGCUGGAGUUUGAGUGCCCUUGCAACCCUACGUGGAAUGGAGCUUUUUCCUCAGCAUUCUUCAUCAUUCCUGCUGUCAUGGCCUUCACCUUGAUGCAAAUUGUCCAAGGAUGCAGGUGCAGCGCAUGGUGCAGGGAAAUGGUUUCCCUCUCCAGUUUUGUUCCCGCCGUCAUUUGGCUGAUUUUGUUGUUCCUGGAUGGCCAGUACUUUGCCUGCGCUAUGACAGACUGGGAGGGAAGAUUUGUGCUUGUGGACAAGGCAGCUCCACAGAAAUGGUGUGAACCAAUUAGAGAGGGAGAUGUCACCACACAGGAAUUAAUGCUCCGCUCACAGCGGCUGUUUGUGUUUUCUCAGGUAAUAGGAAUAAUCCUCCUCAUUUUCAUCUGUGUGGGUCUGGUUGUGUAUGUAAUCAGAGAAAGCUGCAAACAGGAGGUGGACAUGCAGGAUACAGAUGUAGCCGAGCUCACUGUGCUCAGGAUGAGCUCACUAAGGACCAGAACAUCCUGAGCAGACUUAACCUCUCCUUGAUGGACACUGUAAAU
Cyprinodon variegatus (sheepshead minnow) is the source of this 663-nucleotide messenger RNA. Its product is annotated as protein FAM26F-like. Gene Ontology annotation, molecular function: monoatomic cation channel activity. The record is from RefSeq and is a predicted model, not a curated record. Bases 11 to 628 code for a protein of 205 amino acids. The transcript is spliced from 2 exons. Lineage: Eukaryota; Metazoa; Chordata; Actinopteri; Cyprinodontiformes; Cyprinodontidae.